Molecule: messenger RNA, 6392 nt
Organism: Camponotus floridanus (Florida carpenter ant)
Lineage: Eukaryota; Metazoa; Arthropoda; Insecta; Hymenoptera; Formicidae
Gene: Zir
Product: dedicator of cytokinesis protein 7
Exons: 20
Coding region: 252-6218 (1988 amino acids)
Biological process (GO): positive regulation of GTPase activity; small GTPase-mediated signal transduction
Molecular function (GO): guanyl-nucleotide exchange factor activity
Source: RefSeq, a predicted model, not a curated record
GUCGCUAGUAUCAUAGUAGUUCUGAUAGAAGCGAUUGAUAAAAAGCGUCAGUCUCGAAGAUUUACGGCAAUUUACGUCAAAUACGUCAAAGUUCAAAAAAAAAAAAAACAAAAGAAAGUAUAAGAAUAGAAAGUGUUACAAGAAUAGAAUUUCUCUCUUAUUGACGAAUCUCGGUUAUUUUUGGUCAUCCCAUCUUCGAUGAAUCCGAAUUAACAAUUUUAUCCUCAGAGUAUUUUACCGGGACAUUUAUAAUGUCUUCGGUCCAACGUGCAUUUGCUCAUAAAUUAAAUAAACAACAUGCUGCCGAUGUAAGGCGGCAGAUUGCUACUUCUACUUCUUAUUCUCGUGAUUUAUCAAAAAGUGGAAGCAGUGUAUCAGGAUUUUCUUCCACGAUGUCUUUAUGUGAGGUAUUAGAACCACUUGAUUAUGAAGAAUUCUUAGCACAACAUCAAUCGGUGCUGGAUCGUGAUCCUUUAAGACCAAUACUAGAUUUUCCACCAGGAGAUGUCGAAUUGAAAGUUAUAAAAAGAAAGAUUCGAACAGAGGAACCAGUAGUUCCACAUGAAUCAUUAGAUACUGUAUCACCUUAUGUUAAGAGAUGCAUUGAGAGCUUUACUUCUGACUGGAUGGUAAUACAUCGCAAAUACAAAGGAAGAAUAUCACCUAUUGCUAGAGACAGAUUGCUUCAGGAUACACCUAGACAAGAUUUUGAAGUAGAUCAAGAAGAUACAAAUGGAUGUGGGUCACCAAACGAGGAAGACGAUUUAUCCAACUGUGGAGAUACUCCAAGAGGAUCUUGGGCAAGUCUGGAUUUGCGACAUUCGCAGCAUGAUCCGCUUUUGCCAAGUUUAUUAGAUCGUGUCUGCCUUGAAACGAUCGAUCAGAUGAAUGAGCAAAAGAGACUGGAAGAUCGACAGGAAGCUUUAUUUCCACUUUAUGCUCCUCCGACAUCUUCUGAUGAUGAAUGGCAAGAAAUUAGUAUUGCCCCUGAACCUACAGAGCCUUUUGCUCAUAAAAUUCUUGUAAAAUGUUUGCAAUUAAAAUUAGAAUUGGAAGUGGAGCCAAUAUUUGCGAGUCUUGCAUUGUAUGAUGCCAGGGAAAAAAAAAAGGUUUCUGAGAAUUUUUAUGUUGAUAUGAAUUCUGAAGGAUUGAAAAGAAUGCUUGGAGGACACAUUGCUUAUAGUGAUGCAAGUACUUUAGCCAGAAGCUGUGUUCUGAGCAUCAGUAAACCUAGUCCCGAUUUAUUUCUCGUUGUUCGGCUAGAGAAAGUAUUGCAGGGUGACAUUUCAGAAUGUGCUGAACCUUAUUUACGUGAAGAUAAAAAUAAGGACAAAGUCAGAGCUGCCGCUGCUGCUGCGUGCGAACGUUUGGGUCGUUACAGAAUGCCUCUUGCAUGGACCGCAAUUCAUUUGUCCGGUGUAAUUGGAGGUGGUGGCGAUGCAGAUAGCACUGGCAGUGCUGGUUCCUUAGAUAGAAAAUCAGGCAGUUUGGAACAGUGGCGAAAGAAAGUGGAACCGCCAACAAGGCGAGGUUCAUUGGAAAGACGGAGUUCGGACAAGAGACGCAGUUGGUCUCCAGAUGAUUUCGCCAAUUGUCUCGAUAGCUUUAGACCCAUCACUUUAACUGUCUCGAGCUUUUUUAAACAGGAAAGUGAACGACUCCGUGAUGAAGAUCUCUAUAAACUUUUGGUCGAAUUGCGAAAACCUGGUUCUAAUUUAAAACGAUUAAAAUGCUUACCAGGAAUAUUGAAAUUGGAUCUCAGUCCUAGACCGGAAGAGUUACCCAGGUGUCUAGAUCCUGAUCUUAGAAGAUUAGUUCCAUAUCCAGAUGAGAAGAGUCGACCGGUUAAAGAGAUAUUAGAGUUCCCCAGCGAAGUUGUUUCACCAGAUUUAACCUAUCAUAAUCUUUUAUAUCUUUAUCCCAAGGAAGCGAAUUUCAGUUCCAGGACUGGUUCAGCCCGUAAUAUCGCUGUAAGAAUUCAACUCAUGGGAGGUGAACAAGAAGCCGAUGCGCUCACAGCUAUUUUCGGCAGAUCAUCGUGUCCCGAAAUGACGCACGAGUACUUUACUUCUGUAUCAUAUCAUAAUAAGAACCCGAACUUUUAUGAUGAAGUCAAGAUGAGAUUGCCCGCGGAUUUAAGCGCUAAACAUCAUUUACUGUUUACCUUUUAUCAUAUCAGUUGUCAAAAGAAAGCAGAACAACCGAACGUUGAAACGGCAGUUGCUUAUACAUGGCUACCGCUUUUAAGAGACGGUCAUCUUCAAUCAGGCGAAUUUAGCUUACCUGCUAUGCUUGAUCCACCACCUGCAAAUUAUUCUUACAUCGCACCUGAUGUUCUUCUACCAGGCACUCGAUGGGUGGACGCUCAUCGAGGAGUUUUUACUGUCAUAUUGGAGCCUGUUUCCAGUGUUCAUCCACAAGAUAAAUAUAUUGAUAGAUUUUUAUCAUUAUGUGGUUUUCUGGAAACCGGUCAAGUUCCGCCUCGCAUUGGCGAAGCGGGUAUGGAAUCUGAAUUGAAAUCAGCCCUCCUCGAGUUAGCGCGUGCCUCGCAUUCCGCUUUAGUGCGAUCUCUUCCUCAAUUACUAGAUCAAUUACUGUGUCUUCUCAUGCGACCACCAACCUUACCCUCUCAGCCGUUGAAUGUUGCCGCUACUAUUUUCGAAGCUUUAGGCUUGCUCGUGCGAAAUAUCACCAAUUUGCCGGACGGUCAAUUGGAUCCACAUGGAAGACACGCACUUUUGGCUACAUACAUCGCGUAUCAAUGUUCUCUGCCAAAUAUGUCUCACGGCGGGGGUGUCGCCCGAGCACAGAGUAAUCCUGAUCUGCCUCUAGAAGAUUUGGAAAUGGAAAUUCAUUCACGUGGAUUGGAUAGAACUGCAUCAAUGCGACAGGAAUCUCCUUCGAUCAACAGUCACCCUACCAAAAGACUUUUACACGAAGAACUCGCUUUGCACUGGGUUGUGUCUACUGGUCAGGCACGCGAAUUGGCAAUAACUCAUUCCUGGUUCUUUCUAGAAUUGAUAGUGCGUUCGAUGGUUGUUACAAUGUCUGAGACGGGCUCUCUGGAAGCUCCGCGAAAACUAAGAUUCUCGCCACAGUUCUGUGAUGAUGUCGCUACGCUUGCUGCCGCAUUGACAUCUGAAGUAAUUUCACGUUGUGGUAAAGAAAUACGCGUGGCGUCCAACUUAAUAUCAAGCCUCGGCAAUUUUCUAUCUGAUUUAUUAUCCGUGAUGGACAGAGGAUUUGUCCUGUCACUCGUACGCGCUGCUUGCUGCUCAUUGUCGGAUGCAUCAAUGCAUAUACCCGAUUCGGCAGCAUUGUUUGCUCUGAAACUCGACCUCGUGAGAACGGUGUGUUCGCAUGAGCAUUAUGUGGCGUUGAAUCUUCCUUUCGGCACAGGCUACACUUCAGGUUCAGCUCCGGCAUCACCAAGUCCGUCAACCGGCAGCUCGGGCAGUCUAAUCUCUACCCUCGUGCCCGGGGAUAGAGUUAGAUUCUCGGAACUCAGCCAAGAAUUCAGACAGCAACACUUCUUGGUUGGCAUCAUUCUAUCUGAUUUGGCGAAUACUCUGGAGAUACCGAAUCCGAUGUUACAGAAUAAAGCUAUCGGAAGCGUACGGUAUCUUAUGAGUUGCCAUGACGCUGAUUCGCGAUAUUCCGAUCCCGCAGCGAAAGCCAGAGUCGCUGCGCUUUAUCUGCCAUUACUCAAUAUUUUAAUGGAUGCCUUACCGCAACUCUAUCACUGGGAUUCCAAAGAUAAGAGUGUUUAUCCGGAUGAAUCCGGAUCGAUCACGCAAUCGGUAGCUUUGGCCAUUGCCGGUGGGGCAUCGGCGGACACCGCGGGAAAUCAAUGUCGUGUGUCUUUAAGCUCGGAGGCUACUCGACAUCUAUUAAUGUGUGCCUUAUGGAUACUCAAAGGAUUGGAGCGAACCGCGUUAGCGCAAUGGUGCUCUGAACUCAGUGCAAGACGUAUCCUGAGUUUAUUGCAAGUACUGAAUAUUGCUACCGCGGCUUUCGAAUACAAAGGCAAAAAAGCGCUUAAAAGAUUGCCACCUCAAGCUGCAGCCACUAGCGAUAUUAGAUCGCGAUUGGAAGACGUGAUCCUUGGUCAGGGAAGUGCCAGAAGUGAAAUGAUGCUGCGAAGGAAAGAAAGAGUAACCGGCGACAAAUUGAGAUGGCGCAAAGAUCAAAUGCCUUACAGAUCUUGCGAACAACCGGAAGGUAGAGCUGUGGAACAAGAUGCUCACAUAGAAGGAGCUUUAGCGGCUGAAGCUUCUCUUGUUGUAUUAGAUACUUUAGAAUCUGUAGUUCAAGCUGACGGUGGUGGAGGGGCAGUUGUUGGAGCAGUGUUAAAAGUGUUGCUAAGAGCACUGGCUAGAAAUCAAAGUACAUCAGUGCUUCAGCACAUGUUCAAUACACAGCGAGCUCUAGUCUUUAAAUAUCAUAGCGCAUUAUUCGAUGAAGAAAGCGAACGCUGUGGGGAUUUGUGCUUAACAUUGCUUACUCGAUGCAGCUCACCGCUAAGCGCUGUCAGAAGUCACGCAGCUGCAAGUCUAUAUUUGCUGAUGCGACAAAAUUUCGAAAUUGGAAAUAAUUUUGCACGCGUCAAGAUGCAAGUCACAACGUCCUUAUCUGCUCUCGUUGGAAGAGGAAGAGCUCCUAGUGAAGGAGCACUACGUAGAGCAUUAAAAACAGUGCUGGUAUAUGCUGAAAGGGAUACGGAACUUGCAGAUACGAGUUUCCCCGAACAAGUCAAAGAUCUAUUAUUCAAUCUUCAUAUGAUCCUUUCCGAUACUGUUAAAAUGAAGGAGUUUCAAGAAGAUCCUGAAAUGCUGUUGGAUUUAAUGUAUAGAAUCGCCAAGGGCUAUCAAGGAUCACCUGAUCUUCGAUUAACUUGGCUCGCAAAUAUGGCACAACAGCACAUGGAAAGAAAGAACCACACGGAAGCAGCGAUGUGCUUGGUACAUAGCGCCGCAUUAGUAGCAGAAUAUCUUCAUCUAUUGGAACCUGGUGGCGGUGGCCGACCUGUAGGAGCCGUCGCUUUAAACGCUGUGACACCAAACGCUUUAGAGGAAAGCGCUGUAGGCGAUGACGUGUUGGCUAGAAGGGAAGAAGGACUUUGUUUAGGUCCUGACUUUUCAGAAAGCGGAUUGGCAGGAUUAUUGGAACACGCAGCUAGCUCUUUUCACGCAGCUGGAAUGUAUGAAGCUAUACCUGAUGUCUACAGAGUGUUACUGCCUAUAGCUGAAGCUGCACACGACUAUAAGAAAUUAGCUAACAUUCACGGCAAACUUCACGAAGCAUAUACGCGCGUAGAACAGUUGGCUGGCAAACGUGUCUUCGGCACGUAUUUCAGAGUUGGUUUUUACGGCGCCAGAUUUGGUGAUCUUGCUGGCGAAGAGUUUGUCUACAAAGAACCAACAUUGACGAAACUCCCGGAAAUAUUUUCGCGACUUGAGAAUUUUUACGCCGAGAGGUUUGGCGCAGAAAAUAUAGUUAUAAUAAAAGAUUCGAAUCCUGUAGAUCCUAGCAAAUUGGAACCAGACAAGGCUUAUGUGCAGAUUACUUACGUGGAACCAUAUUUCGAAACGCACGAACUUAGACAUAGACCUACAGUUUUUCAUCGGAAUUUUAAUAUAAAACGAUUUGUUUACGCGACACCUUUCACUCCUGGCGGCAAGGCUCAUGGUGAAUUGCGCGAACAGUGCAAACGAAAAACAAUAUUAACAGUGGCAACACAUUUCCCAUAUUUGAAAACUAGAAUUCGAGUCGUAGCUCGGAAGCAAAUAGUUUUGAGUCCUAUUGAAGUGGCGAUCGAAGAUAUACAGAAAAAAACUGCCGAAGUGGCUGCUGCAACUGCUCAGGAACCACCUGAUGCAAAAAUGUUGCAAAUGGUUCUUCAAGGUUGUAUUGGUACGACUGUCAAUCAAGGACCUGCCGAAGUAGCGGUUGUAUUUCUGUCUGGUUUGCGUGAACAGAAUGCGCAGCCGACUAGAUUGCAGCACAAACUUCGUCUAUGCUUUAAAGAUUUCCAGAAAAAGUGUCUUGAUGCUUUACGACGCAAUAAGAAUCUAAUUGGUCCUGAUCAGCGAGAUUAUCAACGAGAACUCGAAAGAAAUUAUCAAAGAUUAACUGAAAGAUUGGCACCUCUCAUCGCUUGGAGUGGACCAUCUUUAAUUAAUCAGCAAGCUGUACCGGCAACUUCGCCGCGUUGGUAAUGAAACACUGCCAUAAAUUACCAAAGACAACUAUAUUCAACUAUUAAUCAUAUAAGAUUGUCAUUUAUCUAUAACUGAGAUUCUACUUAUCGUAUUAUGAGAAACAUCUAUGUUGAAUCCUUGUUUUAACAAACUGUUUUAAACUGUUCUAAAUUAUUUCUAAAAUAAACAUAA